This is a messenger RNA of Callorhinchus milii (elephant shark), 919 nucleotides long. RefSeq names its product transcription factor HES-5. The coding region runs from base 37 to 546 and encodes 169 amino acids. NCBI's taxonomy places the organism in Eukaryota, Metazoa, Chordata, Chondrichthyes, Chimaeriformes, Callorhinchidae. The record is from RefSeq and is a predicted model, not a curated record. The transcript has 3 exons. Gene Ontology annotation, biological process: regulation of neurogenesis; regulation of transcription by RNA polymerase II; anterior/posterior pattern specification. Gene Ontology annotation, cellular component: nucleus. Gene Ontology annotation, molecular function: RNA polymerase II cis-regulatory region sequence-specific DNA binding; DNA-binding transcription factor activity, RNA polymerase II-specific; protein dimerization activity.
UCGCUCCCUGCUCUGCUCCUGGCCAGACUGGCACCGAUGGCUCCCAGCGCCCGUGUGGAGUAUCUGAGCAGAGGCCGGUGUCAGGGUCCACUGACAGCCAAAGAGAAAUGCAGACUGAUGAAGCCGAUGGUGGAGAAGAGGCGACGGGAUCGCAUCAACCAGAGCAUCGCCCAACUGAAGCAGUUACUGGGGACACAGUUACAGAAUGAGCGAGCAAACUGCAAACUGGAGAAGGCGGUCAUCCUGGAGAGCACACUCAGCUACCUGCAACACAACCCCGAGCUCGCAGCUGAUUGCCAGACGCCAAACCCUCUGCAGGACUAUAAGGCCGGCUACUCUCGCUGUCUACAGAAGACGCUGCACUUUCUGUCGUUGCCAGAGACCAGGACACCAGGCGUUCGCAACUUACUGCAGGCAUUACAGGGAGCGGGAGAGGAGCCACAUUACUGCACUGUUUGCCCUCCGCACAGCAAGUCCUGUCAGGACUCUGUCACGCACAGCUCCCAGCCCAGCGUCCGUGCUCUCUGGAGACCCUGGCAGAGCUGAACAGACCUCUCUCUCUCUCUCCCCUCAUACCUCAACCACCAUUCCCUCGCUAGAGAGUGGUUGCAUGCUGUGCUGUAGGAGAGAUGUGCUCUCCGUAAAUGUAAAUGUCCUGACUUUUCUUUUGUAAAAUACCUGGACAAUUUGUGGAUGUCAAACCUUCAUAAUGAAGGAAAUUGAUUUUCUUUUGUGGUAAUUACAAAUUGAUGAACUGUCAUAUUGACAGCUUGGGUUAUACAGAAGGUUCGAAUGUAUUUUUGUAAUGUUAACUGAUGACAGUUUAUGAAGGUGUUUGCUCCCUGGUUUGUAGUGUUGCGGGACUGAAGUCACAACCUGCUCCCUGGUCACAUUUAUAAUUUGUAUUUUUUAAAUUAAA